AAUCACGAGUAACACAGUUACCCGGAUAUGAGCCCAUUAGUAUAAAUAGAGCUCCAAAUUCCCUCUUUUUUUUUCCAGAUUUUGGGAGAUAUUUUUCACAUCCUGCAUACAGAGUUUUUUUUGUUUUGUUAAAAUUUUGUGUCACACAUUUCUUUCUAAAAUAAUCUUAUCUUGUUAUCAGGGGGCAAGAGAUAUAUAUUUAGAAGAAGUUGUAUAGAUCACAUUAAUAUAAUAUAAGUCCAUUCUAUAUAGAAUUUCAUCAAAGCAAGCAAGCUGAAUAAAUUAUCUGGUUCUGCUUUUCUAAAUUUAGAUUCUGGAGCGUUAAAUUUGGGGAUACAUUGAUUUGUUCAUCUCAUUCUUUUUUAUAUCAUAAUUUAAUUAUUAUCAUUAUUAUCAUCAACCUUUUGCAUAUCUAUCUACAUUCAUUAUGGAUUCUUUGAAGUUACCAACCAAUCCAGCUCAAGCCAAGGCUUUCACUGCUCCAAAUUCGUUGAUGUUCCCUCAAGGUUUUGAUGGUGAAAAUAGAUCACUUCAACCUCAACCAUCAUCAUCUCAACAAGCACAACAACCACAAACACAAGAAAUUGUGAAAAAGGAAGAAACUGCUGAUAUCGUUGAACCUCAACAAGAAGAAGAUGAUGGUGCUACUUCAGGUAUAGUUCCAACUUUACAAAAUAUUGUGGCUACCGUUAAUUUGGAUUGUCGUUUAGAUUUAAAAACGAUUGCUUUACAUGCUCGUAAUGCUGAAUAUAAUCCAAAACGUUUUGCUGCUGUCAUUAUGAGAAUCAGAGAACCUAAAACUACCGCUUUAAUCUUUGCUUCUGGUAAAAUGGUUGUUACAGGGGCUAAAUCAGAAGAUGAUUCUAAAUUAGCUUCAAGAAAAUAUGCUAGAAUUAUUCAAAAGUUGGGUUUCAAUGCCAAAUUUACUGAUUUUAAGAUUCAAAAUAUUGUGGGAUCUUGUGAUGUUAAAUUCCCUAUUAGAUUGGAAGGUUUAGCAUUUUCCCAUGGUAAUUAUUCAUCAUACGAACCCGAAUUAUUCCCAGGUUUGAUUUAUAGAAUGGUGAAACCAAAGAUUGUUUUAUUAAUUUUUGUUUCUGGUAAGAUUGUUUUAACUGGUGCUAAACAAAGAGAAGAAAUUUAUACUGCAUUUGAAUCUAUUUAUCCUGUGUUAAGUGAAUUCCGUAAAUCAUAAUCAAAUCAUUCUCAUCAUCAUCAUCAUCACCCAGAUUGUCAUUCAUUUUAUCAACUAUGUAAUAUAUUAUUUGUUUAUUAAUUUUUCUUUAUCAUUCAUAUUCAUCAUAUUCAAUUCAAAUUAAAGAAGGCUGUGUAAAGUACAGUAUAGGUUGGGAUCUUCAUUUCGAAUAUUAAAAAGAGUUUUCAUUUUUUUUUUAUUACAUUAAAGUUAUACAUAAAGAGAUUCUAUAAAUAAUCACAAACCACUCCAUUUUCAUCUAAAUUUCUUUCUUCUUCCUUCUUUAUUUGAUUCAAGAUGAAUGGGGGAUUGUUUUUGGUUUCUUUUGUUUUGUAUAAUUAUAUAUAUAAAGUUAGUUACAUUACAUAUUUGUAAAAACAAGUUAGCUUUAAUAAUGUAUAGAAUUAAUAAUACAAGAUU
Molecule: messenger RNA, 1612 nt
Organism: Scheffersomyces coipomensis
Lineage: Eukaryota; Fungi; Ascomycota; Pichiomycetes; Serinales; Debaryomycetaceae
Gene: TBP1
Product: TATA-binding protein
Exons: 1
Coding region: 428-1192 (254 amino acids)
Biological process (GO): DNA-templated transcription initiation
Molecular function (GO): RNA polymerase II general transcription initiation factor activity; DNA binding
Source: RefSeq, a predicted model, not a curated record